Messenger RNA from Octopus sinensis (East Asian common octopus), 602 nucleotides. RefSeq lists its product as uncharacterized. Lineage: Eukaryota; Metazoa; Mollusca; Cephalopoda; Octopoda; Octopodidae. The record is from RefSeq and is a predicted model, not a curated record. Bases 16 to 471 code for a protein of 151 amino acids. The transcript has 3 exons.
GUAAUCAAUCAAUCAAUGAAAUGUAUUUUUGUGUGUUAUGUAAGUGUAUUUUUCUUCUUUAUUCUUCUUUCGUUUUCUUCAGGUUUCCAGGCCGAGAAUGCUCCAAGUGAGUGUCAGUUGGUCAUCAGCCCAAAGAUCGGCGAUAUCUUUGUUCGAGUUGGAAGCUCGGGUACAAUAACUUGCGCAGUUCCUCAGACAUGCAAACUUUCUGCUUAUUCUGUAGCCUGGAGAAACUCAGAUGGAAUCUAUCUCCAUCAAGAAUCUGUAAGGAUAAGCGCCGUGUCUGUCAACAUUACAGUCUCCAAUUUGGACUACAAUCAAAUCCUGUCUUCAGAUAUGGGAAAUUACACUUGUGUGUCUCGUGUCGGAGACUACAGUAUUCAGGCGCGCAUUCAUCUAAAAGCCGAACUGAACAUUGUGAGAGAAAUUCCUGUGACCCCUAAAACUUCAGUAAAUGAAAUACCAAGUUAAAAAAAAACGUGCUAAUGCUGUUUUAUUGUCUUUUUUCUCUCCGCAUAUAUAAAAUAAGCGGGGACGAAGACCUGCAAAGUUUCGCCGGCUUCGUUUUAAGAUCUGAUGAAAUAAAAGAUGUUUAAUUUCAA